Messenger RNA from Prorocentrum cordatum, 541 nucleotides. The record is from the annotation of a GenBank genome assembly. Lineage: Eukaryota; Dinophyceae; Prorocentrales; Prorocentraceae.
GCUCGUGCGAGUGCUGAUCUACCUGUACGUGCUGAUCCUGAUGUCGAUCCUCCCGUUCGUGCGGAUCCUGAUGUCGAUCCUCAGGUACGUGCUGAUCUUUCUCUACGUGCUGAUCAUGUGCGUGUUGCUGAAGCUGAUUUACCUGUACGUUCAGAUCUUGAUAUCGAUUUUCCCGUUCGUGCGGAUCCUGAUGUCGAUCCUUAUGUUCGUGCGGAUCUUCUUGUACGGGCUGAUCCUUUACGUGCUGAUCUUUCUGUACGUGCAGGCCUUCCUGUACAUGCAGGUCCUGUUCGUGCUGAUCUUCAACUUGCUGAUCACGUACAUGCUGAUAUCCCUGUACGUGCUGAUCCCGUACUUGCUGGUCCUCAUGUGCGUGAUGAUAUUCCUGUACCUGCCGUACGUGCGGUUCCUGUACGUGCUGAUCUCCCUGUCAGUGCAGAUCGUGUUCGUACUGAUCCUCAUGCACGUGUUGAUCCUGCUGCCGAUCCUCCCGUUUGUGCUUCGCCUGAGCACGGCCAGUUUCAGUAUUUGCAUGGUCUGA